Molecule: messenger RNA, 1617 nt
Organism: Periconia digitata
Lineage: Eukaryota; Fungi; Ascomycota; Dothideomycetes; Pleosporales; Periconiaceae
Source: the annotation of a GenBank genome assembly
GAAUCCCCACCCUCCACUCCGGAUACCAUGGCUUCUCGCACUGCCCUUCUUACCAUCUCAUCCCACCCCAGAGCUUCAUGCAUUUCCCUUGCCACCACUGCCCAUCGCUCCUUCUCCCCAACCUGCCGCCCCGCUUCUCGCUACAACCCUUCCGACUUCACUACCCAGGGCUACUCUACCCAAGGUACAGCCUCAAGUCCCUCUGAGCCCAAAAUCACUCCCCGGAGUCUGAAGGAGCACCUGGAUCGCUAUGUCGUUGGCCAGGAAUACGCAAAGACCGUCAUUGCCACGGCCGUCUACAGCCAGCACCUGAGGAGAAAACUGCAGACUUCCCACGCCGAGGACCACGCUUGUAAUGACGAAUGGCCAGGCCAUGCACAAGCCAUACCAAAUGACCAGAUUGAGAAGUCAAACGUACUUAUGCUAGGUCCCACGGGCACCGGCAAGACCCUGAUGACCAAGACGGUAGCCCGCAGCUUGAAUGUGCCCUACAGCGUGUCUGACUGCACCCCCUUCACCCAAUCGGGCUAUAUUGGAGAGGAUGCCGAGACCUGUGUCGCCCGGCUGCUUGCCGCUGCCAACUACGACGUCGACGCAGCAGAGUGGGGCAUCAUUGUCCUGGACGAAAUCGACAAAAUCGCCGGCGUCAAAGUUGCCCAUGGUAAGGAUAUUGGUGGCGAGGGCGUCCAACAGUCUCUGCUCAAAAUCAUCGAAGGCACCACGCUCCAGAUCCAGGCGAAGCCGGAGCGUAAUAGCAGAUCCCCCAACCCUCCCGGAGGUCCAAAUGGCCUCUCUUCUAGUGGGCCUAAUCCCAUGGCCCCCAGUGGGAAAGGCGAGGUUUUCAAUGUCAGGACGGACAACAUCCUCUUUAUAUGUACAGGCGCAUUUGUCGGCCUGGACAAGAUCAUCUUGAAUCGCAAAGCAAAAGGAGGCAUGGGCUUCGGUGCACAGGUCAGAUCAUCAGCUGCCGACACGGACAAACAUGCCACCAGGUUGAGCGACGCAGAUGUGGCCAGUUUCAGCAAAGAUAUGCCCAUUUACAUUCCGGUUGACACAGAUUCGCCUUCGCAGCAUCACACCAACGGUUAUCGAGAGGAACACUACAACAUAUUGAAUUAUAGUGAACCAUCCGAUCUUCAGAAAUAUGGCAUGAUACCCGAACUCGUCGGUCGAAUACCGAAAACCUGCGCCGUCUCUACCCUGGACGAAGAAGCGCUCGUGCGUAUACUUACUGAGCCAGAGAACAGUCUCAUUGAGCAGGAAAAAAGACUAUUUCUUGCUGAUAAGAUCGAAUUGCACUUCACAAGCCCCUCCCUGAGAGAGAUCGCAGCGAAAGCAUUGCGGAUGGGCACCGGGGCUCGUGGAUUGAGGGCUGUGGUGGAACGAUUGCUUCUGGGUUGCAAAUUCAAUGCACCGGGUUCCUCUGUCAGACACAUUCUCAUCACCAGAGAAGCCGCUCAGCUCAAAUGCGCACCCUUAUGUUUUAACAGAGGGCAAUAUCAGACUUUCCAAACAACGAUCAAACAGGAAGAAGAUGAAUGGGAAGAGGAGUUACAAGCAAAGAAUUCCGCCGUGAAUGUUCCACAGCGAGCAGAAGUGAGCGUUGCGACUGGGUAA